AUGGCGAAGACUUCCGUCCUCGCGCUUCUGAGCGCAAUUGCGUCCGUCACAGCAGAGACAUACAACGUCCCAGCGAAUCCAACAACUUCCGGCCAACCAUUCGACAGUUUCGUCAGCUACUCUAUUGAAUUCUCCUCAUUCCCCGACUUUGCAGGCAAUCUCUCCCACCCCAACAAAUACUCCUACAACCUCAUCAAAAACAUCCACGCCCUCUCCAACACCAACCCCAUCUUCCGCGUCGGCGGCAACACCCAAGACUUUGCCCUCUACAACGCCUCCCAAACCGCCGCCCUCAUCGGCAUAGUAGACCCCAACCGCUCCCCCGACUACCCUACCACCAUCACCAUCGGCAAAGCCUACUUCGAGAGCUACAGGACAUGGCCGGGCGUCAAGUUCUCGCACGGCUUCAACAUGGGCCUGGGGGGCAAGACCCCCGAGGGGUGGCAGACGCUCGUGGACACGGCGCCGCUGGCGUGUCAGGCCCUCAGACACGGAAACUUGUAUACCUGGGAGUAUAGCAAUGAGCCUGACCUGUUCACCUCGGGGACGUAUGCGCCUAGACCGAAGGGGUGGAAUGAGACUGCCAUGGUGGACGAGUGGUUGAAGGGAACGGAUGAGAUUCGCAGCCAGGUUAAGAGAUAUUGUCCCGAGAUUGACGUCAAGUUUAUUGCGCCGUCCAACGCUGGUGCGAAUAAUGCUUUGAAAGCGACAAAGAUGUGGGCUGCUGGCCUGGAUAAGCGGAAUGAUAUCGAAAUGUUUUCCACGCACAACUACAUCGACGGCGCCAAAGUCCCUGGUGUUACCCUCCAAGGCACGCUCAUGAACCACACCCGCACAAAACAGUCUGUAAACAACCACAUCACCGAAUACAACGCCAUCUUCAACACCACAAAGUCGCCACCGCCCCUCAUCUUCGGCGAGACCAACUCACUGUACAACCAAGGCCGCCCAGGUCUAUCCAACACGUUUGGCGCUGCACUCUGGGGCGUCAACUUCAACAUGUACUCUGCGUCAGUGGGCUUCAAACGCGUCCACAUGCAUCAGGGAACCAACUACCGCUAUCAAGCCUGGCAGCCCAUAACCACUGAUCUAGACACAGUCGGCACGAAAGCACCGUACUAUGCCUCCAUCGCAGUCGCCUACAUGACCCGUCGAGUGGGCCGUACCCCCGUAUCGAUAUCCAACAUCCCGCUGUCGGCGGACGUAGCCGAAUCGGCGUACGCAGCGCACUAUUCGUCCCGUGGGAGGAACCAACUCGCUAGGUUGAUGGUGGUCAAUAUGCACGGGUAUAAUACCACUGUUGAUGGAGCGGGUUUGGAGCCGCUUCCUACUCCACCAAAGAGGACUGUUCGCAAUUACAAGUUUCAUGUUGAGGGGGUGAGGGACGGGGUGAGAGCAAGUGUGUAUAGGUUGAUGGCUAAUGGGAGUGAUGCCAUUACGGGGAUCACUUAUGACGGGUGGAGCUAUAACUAUGAUUUGGACGAGGGGAAAGGUGUGAGAUUGAGGAACGUUACGAUUGGGGAGAAGGUUGUUGUGAAGGGGGGACAGGUCGAGGUUGAUGUGGCGGACUCGUCGGCUGUUAUUUUGAGUUUUGGAAAGGGCUGUUGA
Messenger RNA from Pochonia chlamydosporia 170, 1608 nucleotides. RefSeq names its product glycoside hydrolase family 79 protein. The record is from RefSeq and is a predicted model, not a curated record. The coding region runs from base 1 to 1608 and encodes 535 amino acids. Lineage: Eukaryota; Fungi; Ascomycota; Sordariomycetes; Hypocreales; Clavicipitaceae. The transcript is spliced from 4 exons.